CCCGGCAUGCUCCACGGCGCAGUGAGUGGAGAUGGCUUCCGGCGGCGGCUGGCGGCCCUCUGGUGGCGCGGGUGACAGCGUCAAAAUGGCGGCCAGGGCGCCAAAUACGAUUUCUUGAGAGGCGAAAACGAGGGCCAGCCGCGGUGGGGUCGAGAGACGCGGCGCUAUGGACGCCUCGGCGUGCAUGAAGUCGCUGCUCCUGGCGGCUUCCCAGUACAGGGCCGCACACACCCAAUCCAACGCAGCGCUGCUGCAGCGGAGCCUGGAGCUCAUCUCAGGCUUGAAGCUGACAAAAUUUUUUGCAUCAAACCAGAUUUUACCAUCUGAAUGUCUGAGCUGCUUGGUAGAACUCAUUGAAGACCCAAAUAUAAGUCCACCCUUAACCCUGAGUGUGGUAGGCUUGCUUUCUCAGCUAGUUAUAGACAAGGAGACCAGAGAAGCUCUCCAGAAUACUUACAAUCUGUGUAGUGUUCUGGCAGGUGUAAUUCUUCGAAGUUCUGUCAAUCCUAAUGACCCAGUAUUACUACAGAGUAUUCAACUGUUACAGAAAUUGACCUACAAUUCAAGAGUAUUCCAUACCAGUGCUAAUAUUGAUGAUUUAAUUUCUUUCCUUCUGAAUCGAAUUCAGUCUACAGAAGAUGCUCUAACUAUACCAUGCCUAGGACUUAUGGCAAAUCUCUGUCGACACAAUCUGUCCAUUCAAGCGCACAUCAAAUCAUUGCCUAACGUGAAGGGUUUCUAUCGCACUUUGAUCAGUUUCUUGGCUCACAGUAGUCUAACAAUGGUUGUAUUUGCACUUUCAUUAUUAUCCAGUCUUACAUUAAAUGAAGAAGUUGGAGAAAAGCUUUUCCAUUCUAGAAACAUUCAUCAGACUUUCCAGCUAAUAUUUAACAUUCUUGUGAAUGGCGAUGGAACACUAACAAGAAAGUAUUCUGUUGACCUGCUCAUGGAUCUCCUAAAGAAUCCCAAGAUUGCAAAUUAUCUUACCAAGUAUGAACAUUUUACAUCUUGCCUCAAUCAGGUAUUAGGUCUACUUAAUGGAAAGGAUCCUGAUUCUUCAGCAAAGGUAUUAGAGUUACUACUUGCCUUCUGUUCAGUAACUGAACUCCGUCAUAUAUUGCGUCAAGCAGUAUUGGAACCAAAUACAGCAAUCUGUGGAAGCACAAGACUUGCAACUCGACAUAAAUCUUCAGAACCAUCUAUUGCCUUAGUACAUUGGUCAAACCAACCUUUGGAACCAUCUGAAAGCUGUUCAACUCUUGCCUUGGAGCUAUUCAGGGAGAUAUUUGAGGAUGUUAUUGAUACAUGCAACAGUGCUAUCUCUGAACGCUUUGUGGCUCUUCUUCUGCCUGUUCUUCUUGACCAUCUUCAUUUUCCGGAUCAUGUUCUAGAAGACCCGAUGGCAAAGAAAAAAUGUGAAAGAAUGAUAAAAGCUAUUGAUGUUUUAAUAGUUCUUUGUGCAGAUGACAUUCUAAAAAUCCAUGUUACUAAGGUUCUAACAGCCAGCAAAUGUUCAUCUUUAAUAGAAAAUCAAUUUACAUGCAGUGGAAUUGAGUUUGGUUUUGGGACAAAGGUAAUUGACUCUGAGCUAAGCAAGCUUGCAGCUGAUAUAAUCUUAAAAACAUUGGACCUUAUGAGCAAGCUUAAACAGCUGGUUCCUAACAUGGAAGGCAGCUUUUACAAAAUUCUUCAGGAUCAGCGUUUGGUUACACCUUUGGCUUUUGCCUUAACAUCAGACCACAGAGAGCAAGUUCAGGCAGGACUUAGAAUAUUGUUUGAAGCAGCUCCAUUGCCAGAUUUUCCUGCUAUAGUGCUUGGCGAAAGCAUUGCAGCCUAUAAUUCUUACAGACAACAGGAAGCAGAACAUGCAUCUAAAAGGAGCCACAUGGAAGCAUCCGUGACCUGUGUUAACUCAAUGAAGUGCUCUAUUUCCUGCCCUAAAGAUGACAGUGCUGCAACUCUCAACAUCCAGGACCUGAUACAGAAACUCCAGUCUGGCCUGGAGAUGAAGGAAUCAGUCACAGAUGUAAGGGUGUCUGAAAUAAUGGAUGUGUAUGAGCAGAAACUGUCUGCAUUAGCAUCUAAAGAAACUCGGUUACAAGACCUUUUAGAAGCGAAGGCAUUGGCUCUAGCUCAAGCUGAUAGACUUAUUACCCAGUACCGUUGCCAGAGAGCUCAAGCUGAGUCUGAGGCUAGGACACUUGCUUCCAUGUUGAAGGAUGCUGAACGAAAAAAUGAAGAUCUUGAAGCAUUACUGAAAGCACAGCAGGUAGAAUCUGAACGGGCACAAAGUGAUAUUGAGCAACUCUUUCAGCACAAUAGGAAGCUGCAGGCAAUAGCAGAAGAACAUGAAAUAUUGAAAAGCUCUUCCACUGACCUUCUUCAAAAGUAUGAGAUUAUUGAAAAACAAUAUAAUGAUCUACAGCUAACAUGUCAUUCACUAAAUAAACAACUUGAAACCAGUAAGAGACAAAAUGAAUCUCUCAAGCAACAGAAUGACAUAACUGUCACUCAGUUGCUAGAAACAGAAGAGCAUAGAAGAGAAUUGCAGAAACAAUUGCAAGAUAAAGAUGGAAAAAUAUCGAGUUUGCAACAGAAAGUAAAAAUACAGGAAGAAAAACUGAAAGCCAGACAUAAGGAAAAGGCAGAUAUGGAAGAGACUCUUGACAUCCUUAGAAAAGAGUUGAGUAAAACAGAGCAAGCAAGAAAAGAAUUGAGCAUUAAGGUAUCUUCCUUGGAAGUUCAGAAGUCACAGCUGGAAGGACGUUUGGAAGAAAAGGAAGCCUUAGUCAAACUCCAGCAAGAGGAGCUGAACAAACAUUCUCAUAUGAUAGCAAUGAUACACAGUUUAAGUGGUGGUAAAUUAAGCACAGAAGCUGUUAACCUUAGUUUAUAGUAUUUGAUCAUUCAGUACUAUAUAUUUAAUUAAAAAGAGGAAACUAAAAUUAAUGUAGGCUUUAAGUAAUGUUUUGUAAAAGAAAUCAUAUUUUGUAGAUGAUUACUUUUAUUUGAAGAUUUUUCAUUUUUACAGAAUAGAGGCCAGCAUUUGUUUGUGUUUACACUAAUGUGGGGGGUCUUGUUUACUAAUUAACAAAAAUUUCUUUGACAAUAUGGAAAAAAAGAGCAGAAUGUGAACCUUUGGUACACAUAAUUGUCAUGGAUUAUAGGAAUUGAAUUAGGGUGACUGGUGCACUAUUUCUGGGCUGAUUUUAUAAGUAUGGAUUUUAAUGCCAUUUUUAAAAAUUCUAUGUAUAUAAUAUUUUGUAUGGUAGAAUCCAGAGAUCUUAGCAUAUAAACACAGAGAUUAGAAAGGAAUAUAAAUAAAACCUUAUGUAUACCAAGGCAGAAAAUGUUAAAAUAAUGUAUUAGAUAGAUCCUAACUUAAAACAAUAGGUAUUCAAUGAAUUGUCAAGUUAAAAACAAGCCAGCCUAUCAUAGCAUGUUGUUCCAAAAUGUUGUUUCCAGAAAACAGACAGGCAUAUCAGCUUUCUGUUUCAUCUUCCAGUGUUAAAUGCCGACUGCUUUUCAGUUCUUUAUAGCACAAUCCUAAGAGAUUGCUAUUUUAUAGAGUAAGGAUCUGGAAUGGGAGGCCUCUCUCUAUCCCAUAACGUGCAGGCCAGAGCUAGAUAGAGUGGGAGGAACAUGGAGACAUAAAUGCUUCCAUUUCCUCCUUUUCUUUAUACUUUCAGUUAGAUGAAUCUUUUUUGGAUCAUCUAGCUGACCUUUCUUAUUAUGAAUGAGAUAGCUGAAGGAUCCUGGAUUCUUCUUGCUCGCUCGCAUUCCCUGUUUUUGUUCUCAUUGAGUUCGUCACUCUUGUGAGUUUGAGAAAGCAGUCACUGCCGUGCUCUCUACAAUGGCUGCAAGGAGAUAAGGGAAAUGGGGAAUAAUCCAAUCUUAGCUUCCUCCUGCUGUGGUUGUGCCAGUGUCUGGCCACAGUGUCUGGCAUGUCCUUUUUUCCCUGGGUCGCUCUCCUGUGGCACAGACAAUUGCUCUGCCUGAUUUCUAAAACUCUCUGCCAGUCUAUCUGCAGUUCACAUGCUGUUACUAUUAACUUUCCUUUGUAUAAAACUGCUGUCAGGAUUCAAGUUUUGAAUCUUUUAUAUAGCUAUUUUUGCUACAUAAGAAUAUAAUUCUAUACAUUUUAAACAAGUACAAGUAUCUUCUAAAGUAAUUAACCUUAGUGAGAAUGUACAUUAAAAUUAACUGGGAAAUAAGGCAAAUGCAGAUAUUUUGCUGAAGUAGAGUAUACAUUGUCUCAUGUGCAUUUUAAUGAAACAUGAUUUUUAGAGACAUUAAAACUUCAAAACUCUUCAUGCUACGUCCACUUUAGUCCAGUGAUAAACCAAAAUGCCAAGAAAGGCUUUUAAAUUUCUCUUUCAGCUUCUGUAUGUCAGUUUUCCAUUUUAAUGACAUGCAAUUGAUGCUGUCAAUUACAUUUUAAAGUUUCUUCAGUAAUGGCCUUUCACAUUUAAUAGAACAUUUAUAUGCUCAUAAUUAUUGUAUAUUUUUGUUGUAGAUGUCUUUAUUUGUCUUUCAGAAGGGAAAUAAAAGAUAAACAAAUCUAGAGUUAAUGUAUGCUACAAAGCACAAUUUCUAAUUUAUGCAUGCACGGUAGGAUGAUUAAAAAUCACUUUCUUUUGAGUUACUUUUGUUGUAUGCUGAUAAUAAAAUAAGCUUUCUUUUUUUAAAUGAUGGGAACAGCUGUUUUUCAUGGUCACUGAGGUCCAUUAUCACAAGCAGAUCUGUUUCUGGAUUAUACCUCCAAUUAUAGCUAGGAUUGGACAUGAUUGUUCCCAUAAAUACAAGAGCAUCCUGCAUGCUCCUACAAACUGAGAUGGAUUAUUUAGUCUUGCUUUUAUUCUUAUAUGCCAGGCUUCUGUGAACAUAAUUGUUUCAAUGAAUUAGUAUGUCUUCAUGAGAGUUCAUUUCUGUAGGUGGCUGUUAAUGAAAAUAGACAUAAGAGAUCAUAAAUAGUUAGCAUUUGAAGAAAUGAAUAACUAAGCAGGAUACAGAGAUAAAAACACGGGCAAAUGCCUGAAAUUAUCCAAGAAAAGACUAGAAAAUACAUGGCAAAGAUGUUUCAAAAGGCAGAGUGAAUAUGACAACUAAUGGAAUUAACAAUUACUUUGAAACCAGUAUAAACUAUUUUUAGGGUUAAAUGUUCUUAAUAUAAAAUCAUCCAAUUAAUUGUGACUUUUAAAGGUGUUUUCUCAGUUUGAAGUACAGUGCUCAAUCUGUUGACCUGAGACUAAUAUUUUGUAACUGUGACACUAAGCAGUAUCUGUGGGGCACACAGUACAGACAAGUUUCCCCACUUCUGACAACACAAUCCUACACAUGUCUGCUUAGAAGUUCAAUAGUACUUAGUCCUAGGUUAGUAAGUACAGGAUUUCACUCUCUGUACUAUAAUCCUAUACCUUGGGUUGUAUCCAAUGUUAUUCCACCAGCAUAAGUAAGAAAACUUCCACCAACCUGCUCUGGAGUUCUAAUGUUCUAAACCAGAUUUAGAGAGCUGCAGGAGAAAAGAAAGGACAGGAAAGACUCAUUGCAUGAUCUCAUGUUUACACUUGACACUAAAAUCUGGAAGAAUUAAAGGGGUGAACUUCAAUAAAGCUAUGUUUACAGAAUAGCAUAAAUGGCACAAAUAUUUAAAAAAGGUCUUUUAAUGCUUACUUGUAACCUAAUAGUGAUUUUCUUUAAGAAUAUUUUGUGAAACCUAAACAAUGUGUUUGUUCAUGCUUAUUGUAUUCUUGGCAUCUUUGCCAGUGCUGAAAACUUUAUUUGUUGCUAUUUGAAUUUUCUUAGAAAAUUAAAUAUUAGUAUUGCUCAUUUUCAUCAGAAUUCUUUAUGGUAUUGUAGAAUUUACAAAUACAGGUGGAAGUUUCAUUGCUACUAUUAAAUGCUCUAGGACAGCAACAGAAUUAAAUGAAUUAAAUCUUUUCUCCAAGAUUGGAUGAUCUCAUAAUAUCAUCAUAUGAUAUUAGGAUAUCAUAUGAUAUCAUCACAUUAGGAGAUCACUAGGAUUACCUAUUGAUCCUCAAAUACUGAGCACCCUGAAAUACUGGCAUGGGGACAUAUGCCUACUGGGAAUCUGUCACUUAAUAUGUACUUUUGCUGAGCUGUUAGAAGGGUGAACUAGAGAGUGGCUAGAAUCAAGAUGGGCUUUCCAUUCAGUUUUAAUACUUAAAAUGAAUUUUGUGAGGACAGGGUCCACGGAUUUCAUUUGGGGGCAGGCGGACAUUCUGAAUAUUGUAUGUGGGCUGGGUUACAAUCUAAUACUGAAGUACCAUGCAGGGCAUUUGCAUUAGCUUGGGACAUGUUGCACUUUUCCUGCUGAACUUUCCAUUUCCUUCGAGGCAGCGAAAUGCUUACCAACCUCCCCUCACAUUUACAAUAUGGUCUGGGAACUGCUAUUCAAAGUAGUAAAUCUGUCACCUUUGGUUCAUGAACUUGAUCGCAUUGAACAAGUUACAUGUAUUCAAUCGAAAAGAAUGAGACUUCAGAAGCUCACACUGCAAGUUCAUCCUCGGGGUCAUCAGUAUGCAGAUAAUACAUAGCUCUGUCUCCUUCUCAUCUGAUGCUAAGCAUUGUAAGUUUUAAAACCAGUUUCUAAGGGCAACAGUGGAUGAAAUGAAGGCUAAUAAAGUGAGGCAUGAUCCAAAGGAAAAAAGAUGUGCUGUUGGUCACUAGGAGAAAUUAAUUGGAAGGAAAGUUUUCUUUGUACUGGAUGGGAUUCUGUUGCUCCUGCAGUAUAUUAAAGCCUAAUCAGUGGUUGUGAUGUUAGCCAAGAAAUCUUACUGCAUCUGCUGUCCAAUUCAUUCUUUUAGAGUGUAAGAUUAACUAUGCUGAAUCAGAACUAAGAUCUACCGAGCCCAGAAUUCUGGUCACUCAGUAGCCAAACACCUAUCACUGCAAAUCCCACAAGAUAUAAUUUGUGUAAUACCUUUCUGCUCAUGCUCCCCAGGAACUAACAUUCUGAGGUAUCAUUGUGCCUCUGAUAUUUGUGGUGAGAUAUAGCCAGAAUGGCCAGUAGCCACUGACAGUCGUAACCUGCAUGGAUUGAUCUAAUCCACUUUUAAAGCUGCCUAGCUGGUGGUCAUUACUACAUCUUGUGGUAUCAAAUUGCAUAGUUCAUGUGCUAUGUGAAAAAGUACUUGCUUUUAUCCCUUCUGAAUCUCCCACAAGUACCCUGUCUCCCAGGAUGGAAAGGAGAAAUGUUUAGUAGCCUACUGUGACCAAUUUUUGGAGCCCUUUGUGGAUAUUAGUUUCAUCUUGGAUGCUACAGCUAGCGAAGUACCAGUAUAUGUUCCUUUUGCAGGCGUUUGUCCAGUUAAUUUGAAUAUAUUUCAGUUUGUUCAGCAUUUUCAUCCUUAUUCUCUCUGUCUAAUAAGAGUAGACUGGGACAGAGUCAGAACAGUUGGGGAAUGUGGCAGUGGGUGAUCUCUGCAUGUUUGAUGAAAACCCUUAGUUACAUUGUAUUAGAGAAUUUCCAACCAGUCUUUCAACAGAAUAUGUAGCAUUUGUUUGAUAUGGAAUACUAUAAAGUAUGAGCUUAAAUUGAAUAUGUGCUGCUGUUCCUCCUUAUAGGAAUUAUUUUAAAGCUGAGGUGCAUUUCAGUCAUGAGUAAAAUAAAAAUAUUGUUGCUAUUUUUAGAAUGAGUUUUUCAGAAUGAUGACUGGGAGCAUUUGGAACAGGUAGGUUAAUUUUGGUAAGAUCACCAUUAUUACCAUCAUCUUACCAAGCCAGGAUAUCUCUAGUUGUGUCCAAGCUUUUAAUUUGGCUUCAGUUUGUUUUAAAAAUGGGAAAUAGAUUAGUUUGUCUAUAACCUGCCCAGGGAGCCAUGUGGCUAAUGUGGCAGGCUAAAAAUCUAAUGAAUAAAUAAUCAAUAGUUCAACUGAUUUGUGCAGUCCUUUGGAAAGUUUAUUCCCUAAUAGUUAAUUUUAUUGGAA
Molecule: messenger RNA, 7949 nt
Organism: Varanus komodoensis (Komodo dragon)
Lineage: Eukaryota; Metazoa; Chordata; Lepidosauria; Squamata; Varanidae
Gene: CIP2A
Product: cellular inhibitor of PP2A
Exons: 21
Coding region: 167-2896 (909 amino acids)
Molecular function (GO): protein binding
Source: RefSeq, a predicted model, not a curated record